GAAAGUUCAUUGUUCUGAAUACAAAAGUUCGUGGUGAGCUUGCUAUCCUGUUCCCGAAGUCACCGGGACGUGCGUUACUGUUUCUUACAAUGGAUGAGGUGCUCAAAUGUGUUCUAGCCAGCGAAUUGUCGGGUGAAAUCAAACAAAAGAUUCUCCGAAACUGUUUGGUGUACUUGAAAAAUGAGGCUGAUAUGAAGGACGCUUUGGAUUUGGGUGUUGUAUGUCUACGCUAUCUCCAUUCACUUGCAGACCCUAAGCAGACGUAUCGGUACGAAUUGGAGUGCAUCUGUCGAGAAAUCAUCUCUCAGUUAUCGGACUCUGACGUCGAUUGUAUGAUAGACAAACUGAAGCUGGCUUUUGCGACGGAUGUCAGUUCUUUCAACUUGCACUCCGUAGAUUACGCCAUCGACUAUGCACGCACCAUACACGAGGCUGGAAAAUUGAUAUGCUUAGUUAGGCAAUUAGAGACCCAUAGCGUGGACAUAGUUGAUGGAAUUACUUCGGUGUUACGGAUUUUCAACAGACUACCUUUAGUUUCUCCUUUCGUCGAACUAAAUGAAAUUAAGCAAGAACUUUCUAUCAUUUGGUCCAGCAUUUAUCUCAUCGAUGGAUUGAGGAGAGAGCAAUCCGAUGCGCUUACAACGGGACUGUUACUUUUUCUCGCGCACUUGGGCUGCCAUGAUGGCGCUAAGGGCACGUUCAUAUUUGAUACGGUUAGCGCUCUUUCCUACCGGGCGUCCGAAGCUCUUUUACAUAUCAUGUCAAUCAAAGCGUACAAUGAGGACGGUGAAGUUUCCGCUUGUGAUGAAGGGAAAUUGGCGGCCUUUUUGAAAAUCUUUGUGGACAAGUUUUUGAUUAUCCCGGUUUCAGCAGAAACUUGCUACUUGCCGUUGGCUUCGUUCUUAUUUUGUCUGGAUUCAUCCACAUCUUCUUCGGACGAAAAUGUUGCUAUGUUAUCUUCUUUUGUUGAAUCCGUGGUCGAUAACCAUGUUCAUAGCGCUGAUGAGUGUGUUGCUAUUAUAAAACGACUCAUUGUGUGGUUGAUGUGGCCGGGUACCGAUUUACAUCAAUCUCCACUGGACAAAUGGAUCAUCAGUUUUAUCUGCCACUACAGCUAUCGACUUCAUUCAGCGAAUGGCCUUAGAUCCAGCCCACCAGCGCCUUGGCUUCAUUUUAUUGUGGAUCAACUGCGUUUUGUGCUUAGCAUACUUUGCGAACAAUGGCUCCCUUCAACCGCAGUGUUGAACACGCUGAGCUUCCUGCUAUUAGCUGGUAAUCCAACGAUAAGUGAUCCCAGAUACAUUUUAAUUAAAAAUGAACUCUUACCAACCUUGUGCAGUAUUUUGGAAAAGUUUAAAGGACGUAUUCCGAUCGAGGAGGAAGAAUUCGUACUCCGUCGGCUAUCGAGUGUUAUGCAACUUCUAGCAGCUUCUCUACGCAAGGUGGACAAUAACUCGGUUCUUCUCGUAUCAGAUUCAUUUGGAAAUGCUAUCCGCUCAUUUUUUAAGCAAACCAAUACCCUAGUCAACAGUCCGGUAUCGGAGAAAGGGGCCUCAGAGCACCUAGCAGUCUACAGUUGGCCCACUUUGCUUCGUUGGGGUUCAAAGGCAGGUACCAACCUGCGUCGUUGUUGGGCCAAGUGGGACAAGAUUUCCUAUGGUAUCAGAUCGGAUCAGUUGCUUACGCGCCGCAUCGCUGCAACGUCAGACGAGCACAGAGCCAACGAUUAUCGGGGACUAGUGAACAUUGGCAACACGUGCUACGCAAACGCGGCUCUCCAACUCUUAUAUCACUGUCCCGACUUCCGAUUGGCGCUCCUCGGGAGUGACAUACCAAGUCCACCUGUAUCGUCCGCCGCCUGUCCUUUGUUAGAACGAACUGCAGCUCACUCAGCGUCGCCUACCUGCGAUUUAGAUGCUCCUGCUGCUUCCACUUGUGUCUAUCGCGGCUCCUAUGCUCCGCGUAAGGAAGUUGGCCUACUGCAUUCACAGCUCUUCUUUCUUUUCCGGGCACUGAACACAUCUCAGGGUCCCGCCGUGGGCGAUCUUGGAGCCGUCCUUACUCUGUCCAAGCCGGAACAUUUUGUUAACGGAGAACAACAGGAUGCAUCGGAGUACCUUAAUCACCUGCUGGACCGAUUGCACGAAGAGGAGUUGGGGCUAAACAAUUCACGUAGCAUCAGUGGGAAUGACUUUCGUUCCUUAAGUCCUCACUCCUCGCAGUCACCUUGCCAGACUACCGACGCACAAACCACAUUUGUCUCUACUUCCACUGACACCGACCACUUAUCAAAUAGUUCGGCUCCUUCCGCAACUCAGCCCAAUGUUUCUUCUUAUUAUGUUGACUCGGUUGGUCAGAACUCCUCCACCAAUUCUGGUAGCUCCCUGGUCCAUCGGUUGUUCGGUGGACAAUUGGUACAUCACACAUCGUGCACUGAGUGCGCCCAUGUGUCGAGCACGCGGUAUGAACACUUUUCUCUGUUGUAUCUCCCCGUCGCGUCCACCGAGGAGAUAACGCUGGAAUCAGAACAGAAGCAAGCAGGAUCCAGCUAUGCGAUGGAACAAGAUGCACGUGCUUCACACGCCGAUCUUGAUCUCACUUCUUUGAUUCGCACCCAUUUCACACAAAUCGAAUACGUGCCGACCCAGGAACAAUGCGAAUCUUGCGGCAAAGUAGCUAAGCGAGCCCGAAGGUUGAGCUUACGUCAUUUAGCCUCACACGUGUUUAUCUGUUUGAAUGUAUUCACUUAUUGUCGUUCAAAACAAUCCGGAUCGAAGAUCUCGCACAGAAUCGCCAUUCCCGAGCGUCUAUCUGUGACUUUUUCUGAGCAUAACAACACGUCCACCGAUGCGAAUGUGUCAACCGUGCCUCAGUCGGGUGAUGAACACCCGCAAGCAGUUACUUCUCGUUCCUACGCUUUGCACGGUAUGAUAUUACAUCACGGAAUGUCCAUCAGUUGCGGUCACUACACCUGUGUCACUCGAGUGGGCAUGCAGUGGAUUUGGUUUGAUGACGACACUGCUCGAUACACCACUCUCGAGCAGGUGUACUCAAAACCAAUGACUACACCGUACCUACUUUUGUACAUACAAGUUUGAUGAUCUCUGUUUUCUUUCGACAAACCCUAUUACCAUAAUCUUCCAGUUAGAGAUUUAUUUGUGCCUUAUUGUACAGACCUACGUUAACUUACUUCAUUUAGCUCUCACAAUGUCUCUGCUCACCGAUCGUUGGCUGUGCAAUACCUCUUCUUCUUUCUCCUCCUCCAGUGACCAUAAUUUACCACUUAAAUCUGGCAUACCAAUACCAGGCACUUUUCCCAUGUAUACUUUUACCUCGAUCUGGCGAGCAUAUCCUUGCGCGUGAUUCUUAGAUUGAAUCCACAUGCGUGCAUCACAGUUUUGAGUGCGUGAAUCUCACCGUUUUACCACUGUGAACACGCUUGCAGUUAUGGCAUGUGUUGAUGCUUCGACCAGCACUUGGAUCCACCUCAAAGUCAAGACUGGAUGAUAGAACUAAUAAACUAAAAUUUGCCGAUAGCAUGUAUUUAGCAUCUUUUCUCUAGGCAACCUACACCUUGAGUACUUGAGCAGGUUUUAUUCGAAAGAUUUUGCGUUUACGAAGUGCCAUAAACUCCUUUUUCUUUCACUCUUCAACCUAAAGCACAA
Messenger RNA from Dicrocoelium dendriticum, 3665 nucleotides. NCBI's taxonomy places the organism in Eukaryota, Metazoa, Platyhelminthes, Trematoda, Plagiorchiida, Dicrocoeliidae. The record is from the annotation of a GenBank genome assembly.